Messenger RNA from Linum trigynum, 1881 nucleotides. Lineage: Eukaryota; Viridiplantae; Streptophyta; Magnoliopsida; Malpighiales; Linaceae. The record is from the annotation of a GenBank genome assembly.
UUCGGUCCAGACCACGCCUGUGCGGUCUGGUUUGGUCUGGUCCAGAUAGACCACACUCAACGAAAAAUGAAUAAUUUGUUUAGUCAACCACACAAAAAAUUGAACCAAUAACCAGGAAAAAUCAUUGUUAUUUGCCUUAAAUCAUUAAUCCUAACAUGCAUGAAUAAUUUUGAUACUCUAAAUCUUAGUACAUACCAAAGAUACAGAGUAAAAGCAUCCCAACUUGCACCAUAACGUCAUAAACAUUAACAUAAUGUCAUAUGGAGACACGAUUAUCUCUGCUCUUUAGUUAAAUGUGGUUGUGAAUUAAGGAGGGACGAGAUUCACAAAACUAAGGUUGAGACUUGAGUGUCGUUGUGGGAGUUGGGAGAGUGGUCGAAUGGGCUGUUAACAUGUAUUUACAAGUCAGUUGGGUCCACGGUUUGGUCCGAUAAACCGCGGUCUAGACCAUGGACCAGACCAAGAGAUCAAAACAUAAAAUAGUACAGACCAUGGACCAGACCAGACCAUAUUUAACGGUCUAUGGUCCGGACCAAACUGUGCAAUACGGUUUGGACCACGGUUUUUCUAACGAUCUGGUCUAUUUUCCCGCCCUAAUGAAGCCAUUAUCCACUGAUUUGGAUUCGUUAGGGAGGAAGAACAGAGGGGGGAAAAGACAAAAGCAAGAGCAAAUGGGUGGGUCCCGCCCAUUUCAUUCACCGGACACGGUGGCUCUGAUCCUUCAGCCAAUCAAAAUCACGGAAGAUGAGUUUUCAUGGCAAAGCAUAACUUUUUCGCCACUAUCCUUUUUUUCGUUUUGUGUAGAUCGAUACCUACUCCUCCUUUCCACUCACUCAGUCUCAGGCCGCCGCCGUCCCCAAAACCCUGAUCGCCGUCGCUGCUUCCCUUUAUCUCCUCUGCAAUUCCAAUUUCUCCGCGUCAUCACACCCUUUUCAUCGAUUCGAAAAAGGAUGAGCAGCAACGGGGAUCACGGCAGCGAAUUGGAGGCGCAGUACAUCGGGAUGCACCACCGCCACCAGCCGGCGGAGAAUCAGUGUUCUUCUAACCUCGUCGUCCACAUCAAAGCCCCAGUCGAUAUCGUGUGGUCUUUGGUGAGGCGAUUCGACGAGCCGCAGACGUACAAACCGUUCAUCAGCAGGUGUACAAUGAACGGAGAGGUCGGGAUCGGGAGUCUGAGGCAGGUGAAUGUGAGAUCUGGCCUCCCUGCAACCACGAGCACCGAGAGAUUGGAAGUUUUCGAUGACGAGGAGCAUAUUCUAGGGAUCAAGAUCGUCGAUGGUGAUCACAGGCUCAGGAAUUACUCCUCUGUCAUAACGGUCCAUCCCGAGGUUAUCGAUGGAAGGCCAGGGACAUUAGUCGUCGAGUCUUUCGUGGUGGAUGUGCCUCAGGGGAACACCAAGGAGGAUACAUGCUAUUUCGUGAGGGCUCUUAUCAAGUGCAAUCUCAGAUCUUUGGCCGAGAUCUCCGAGAGGAUGGCUGUGUCCCGACCUGGACUUGACUGAGCCAACUGUUGAUUCGCAGACCCGGCUGUGGCGGUUUAGGGAGAACAAGGGGAGUACUACCAUUAAAAAAGUCUGAUACUUGGAAGUGAAGUGGAGGGACUAGGAAGCAUUCAUGGAUGUAUGAAUACCAGUAGGCAGGUAUAUGUAGUGACUGCAGUCGUCGUUGGUCUUUCCAUAGUCUUUCCCAAGCCGUCUUGUGUAGGCGGUUUUGAUGUGCUCUUUUCCCUCCUUGUUUCUGCUGGUUUUGGUUUUGGUUGGCUUUUGCUGUGCUCCUGGAAUGUAAAUUGUGGUCUUCAUCAUCAUACCUGUAAAAUAUGGUUUACCUCUAUUCUUGCUGCUACCAGACGCAGAGACAGACGAAUACAGUGGAGAAACGUAA